UUUAUUCUAAACCUUAGUUCUUCAAUCGCAUUCAACCGGCUAGUAAAAUGACUCAUAUCGCUCCUACGCGAGCAGUAAUUAUUACCAGGAUUGACAUGGCGAUGGGCGAUUCCAAAUGUAACAAACUCAAUCGACUCAGAAUCUCGGAGCUCUUUGAAUCAAGGAACGUAUUAUCUCCGUUGCUUUAAAUUAUGCAUAUCUAGUCGCUGAUGAUGACUGCUGCAUAGAUAUAUAACUGCUGUAGUGAGACAGACAUUCGUUCAGUGGUUCGGUGUUCAGAAUCUUUAUGAUGCUGUUUGUGCUGGCUUUAAAUGGUGCAUUUAAGCCGUAAUUUCGUACCUCAACUCUCACAUCAACCCACAACUUUUCACACAAGAACAUCUGGAGUUCCGCGGAGAGCUCAACAAUCAACUACCAUUUCAACCACUCAUCGGACUUUGUUAGAUAUGGCACAACGGAGGGAGACCAAAAAACACUGCCCAAUGACUAAUCCAUUCGUGACGAAAGAAUUUCCUUGAUGUUGAACAUGACUUUUGACCAGCGAGUGGGCUUCUUGUGGGAGCCGCAUGGAAAUGACCUAAGAAUGAGUAAUAUGAAACCUAAACCAAAAGCACGCAAGUUUUGAGUUGAUUUCAACUGACCUGUGCCAUACUAAAAGAAACCUCUAGAAUUUCAAAUACAACCUGACGAAGCCCGUCUAGCUAAAUUACCAACGGAAAUAAUCUGUCAAAUUAGGAGAGAACUAACCCGUUGGGCACACCAAAACAAAGUACCGCUGGCGUUGACUUGUCACCGCUUCUAUCUUCUGUUCUGCAAUGAUAUCUUGCGGGUACAUAUGAAGGAUCUUACCUGUCUUUGCACAGUUGAUGCUGGCCCGAUGCAGCGAGUUGGCAAUGAGGUCGCUAAUAGUGGGCUUGGCUGUCUAUAUUGACCACUUUGGCGCCUUCUAAAAGAUUGGAGCGGUCUUCAUGGAUAUCGAUACUGUUUUGGACGGCAUCUUAACUGCUGUUCGAUAAUAUCACAGCUAUUCAUAAGACAGUGGUCAAUCACAUUUGAUUCGCUGCGAGCCGAGGAAUAUUACACCUAGGCGGACCAUGGUUGCCUCAAACAAGGCUUCGAGUAGAG
Messenger RNA from Sclerotinia trifoliorum, 1125 nucleotides. The record is from the annotation of a GenBank genome assembly. Lineage: Eukaryota; Fungi; Ascomycota; Leotiomycetes; Helotiales; Sclerotiniaceae.